Messenger RNA from Gossypium raimondii (Peruvian cotton), 2849 nucleotides. RefSeq names its product U-box domain-containing protein 32. Gene Ontology annotation, molecular function: ATP binding; protein kinase activity; ubiquitin-protein transferase activity. The coding region runs from base 237 to 2636 and encodes 799 amino acids. NCBI's taxonomy places the organism in Eukaryota, Viridiplantae, Streptophyta, Magnoliopsida, Malvales, Malvaceae. Gene Ontology annotation, biological process: protein ubiquitination; protein phosphorylation. The record is from RefSeq and is a predicted model, not a curated record. The transcript is spliced from 10 exons.
UCUCUCCAUUUUUUUCUUAGCUUUGUCCAAAGGUAGGUUAGAACUGUGAGACGGAUCUAAUGCUGAAAAGAAGAAGAAAAGGCCAACUUUUUUUAACUCGGUGAUUGACUCACUCACCGAGUCAAUUUGGCAAUUUAAAAAUUGGUCCUAAAUCCUAAUCAUAAUUUCUGUGGAAUAGCUUUAUCUUAAAAAGAAAAAAAAAGGGAUAAACAAAAAAGAGAGGAAUCAGUGGAUAGAUGGGGAGUCUGGUGGAAGAGAUUGAAGGUGAUAGAGAAUACGAUUUUGAGGAUGUUAUAUUUGUUGCGGUGGGGAAAAAUGUGGAGAAGAGUAAAACAACGCUUGAUUGGGCGGUUGACAACUUUCCCGGGAAAAAGAUAUGCGUUCUUCACGUUCACCGGCCUACUCAUGUACUUGCAUUGACAGACGGAAAGCUUGCGCGCAGUAAAUUGAAACAGCACGCAGUAGAGGCAUUCCAGAAACUUGAAAGACAAAGAUUGCAAGAACGCUUAGAUGAAUACCUUCUUAUUCUUGAUCAUUCAGGGGUACAGGCAGAUGCACUGUGGAUAGAAAUGGACAGUGUUGAAAAGGGAAUUUUAGAAAUUAUAGCAAGGCAUAAUAUUAGAUGGCUUGUUAUGGGAGCAGCAGCAGAUAAAUAUUACUCAAAGAAACUAGUAGAACUAAAGUCCAAGAAAGCAACCUUUGUAUGCCAAAAUGCACCAGUUUCUUGUCAUAUCUGGUUUGCUUGCAAGGGUCGCCUCAUCUAUACUAGAGUAGGCAGACAAGACGGAUCUAGUAGAGAGAUUGCAACUCCAUCACCACCAAUGGAUUCACCCCUAAGAACAGAACAAGCAGUGAUGCUGUCAGAAUCCGUGCUUAGGGAGAGAUCUCCAGGCAUAACUUUGUUGCUGAGCCGUGCAGAACCACAGGAAGAUGCCAACGUAGUGAGAGGAAAUUUAAGGCCUAUUUCCCUGUAUUCAGUACAUCCAAACUUGCCUAGCAAUGGAGUGGUUGACACUUAUGGAUCAAUCAUGUUGCAGAUGGAUGAGGAAGAACAUCAAGGACAAGCAAGUAAUGAAACUGAUCAACAACUAGAAGUGUCUACUAUAGAUGAUCAUAACUUAAAGCAGGAAGUCUUUGCAGAGACAAUGAAGCGAUGGAAGGAGGAAAAUGAUGCCAUAGAGGCUGCAUGCAAGGCAAAGGCUUUAGAAAGCUUGUGUGUGAAGGAGAUGAGCCGAAGGAAAGAGAUGGAGGAAUUGCUUGAAAGAGAAAAGCAAGAAGUACAAAAGAUGAAGGAUCAACAUGAUGAAUUUAUUAAAGAUCUGCAGAUGGUUAAGGACCAAAGGACGAUACUUGAAAGCCAAAUUGUGGAGUCCCAAUGUGUAGUGGAGGGGCUGGAGGAAAAAAUGUUCUCGGCUGUGGAACUUCUGAUUAGUUUUAAGAAAAAACGGGAUGACUUGAGAAUAGAGCAUGAAAAUGCCAUAAGAGUGUUGAAAAAUCUGAGGAAACUUGUAAAUGGUGGAGAUUCAAGCUUUCCUGGGUCCCAAAUCCUUGAAUUUUCUUUCAUAGAGAUUAACAAUGCCACUCGUGAUUUUGAUCCUUCUUGGAAGAUUGGAGAAGGAAAAUAUGGAAGUGUAUACAAGGGUCUCCUUCGCCAUAUGAAUGUUGCUAUAAAAAUGUUGCCAUCUUAUGGCUCUCAAAGCCUUUUGGAAUUUGAGAAUGAGGUAGAGAUAUUAAGUCGGAUUAGACAUCCAAAUCUGGUAACAAUAAUUGGAACUUGCCCGGAGUCCAGGUCACUGGUCUUUGAGUACCUCAGGAACGGCAGUCUAGAAGAGCGCCUUGCCUGCAAAAAUAAAUCUCCACCACUUCCAUGGCAAACUCGAAUUCGCAUUGCUUCUGAGAUAUGCUCUGCUCUUAUCUUCCUCCAUUCUAAUAAGCCUUGUAUCCCCCAUGGGAACUUAAAACCUUCUAAGGUCCUUCUUGAUUCCAAUUUCGUAUCAAAGCUCAUUGACAGUGGCAUUUACCGCUUGAUUCCACAAGGCAAAAGUACUGAUACUUCUGCUUUGUCAUCUGUUUAUAUGGAUCCGGUGUAUCUUGAGAAUGGAGAAGUUACUCGAGAAUCUGAUGUGUACUCAUUUGGAAUGAUACUGUUACGACUUUUGACUGGGAGAUCGGCUUUGGGGAUCUUGAAUGAUGUAAAAUGUUCGAUAGAGACAGAAAACUUUAACAUGGUGUUGGACCGAACAGCUGGGAACUGGCCACUUGAAGAAGCCCAACUGUUGGCUCACUUGGCAAUAAGGUGCUGCGAUACACAGCCAUUGGAUCGACCAGACUUUGUGUCAGAAAUCUGGAGUGUGCUUGGUCCAAUGAGAGACUCAUGUGUCAACUCAGCUUCAUGCUUGGAAGCUAAGGAGCUUCGUUGCGCCCCUUCUCAUUUUGUCUGCCCAAUUUUUCAGGAGGUGAUGAAAGAUCCAAUCAUAGCGGCUGACGGUUUCACAUACGAAGCCGAUGCUAUUAGAGGAUGGUUGGACAGUGGCCAUGACAGAUCACCCAUGACAAAUCUUAAACUUGAACACUGCAAUCUGGUCCCUAAUUAUGCUCUUCUUCAGGCAAUUCAAGAGUGGCAGCAACAAUAUUGAUGCUUUUAUCUCGUUUACGAGUCACAACGAUCGUAUCUGGCCACCUGAUCUGAUUAAAAAUAUAUAGCUUAUUCAUACUCUCAUGUAUAGCUCAAGGGAUGACAGUGCCAUCUAUGAAUAAAAAAGUUUCACUUAUUAUUCUUUAAAGAAUAUUAGCUGAACAAAAAUUUCACUUCAUCUUAUUAUUCUUUAUAAAAAUGUUUCAGUGUUUUU